Marmota monax (woodchuck) is the source of this 702-nucleotide messenger RNA. RefSeq names its product G protein subunit gamma transducin 2 (gene Gngt2). Gene Ontology annotation, biological process: G protein-coupled receptor signaling pathway. Gene Ontology annotation, cellular component: heterotrimeric G-protein complex. The transcript is spliced from 6 exons. The coding region runs from base 366 to 575 and encodes 69 amino acids. The record is from RefSeq and is a predicted model, not a curated record. Gene Ontology annotation, molecular function: G-protein beta-subunit binding. Lineage: Eukaryota; Metazoa; Chordata; Mammalia; Rodentia; Sciuridae.
GUGGAGGAGGUGGAGUUGGGGGAGCCUGUCCCUUGGACUGAGGGACCCCACCGACACCUUCGGCGCUGCUGAAGCCCAGAGAAAGCCGGGUUGGGACACUUUCUAACUAUGGAAGUGACUUCUCAGAGUACAAGACAGAGGAGCAGGACCCGCGACACUUAGAAGAGCAAGACCAAGGAAUCUGUACCUGAAUCCUCCUCAAGUGGCUCUAUGCUCCUUGUUGAGCCCCAGUCUGUGGUUUGGUGCUUGGGAACUCAGAUUUUCAGCUGAUGAAGAGCUAGGAGGCUCAAACACCAUCUUGUCUGGGUCUUGGAGAAGUGACUUGGGGUGCUCUUCUCGGCAGGGCCAGGUCUCUUUAGGGCAAAAUGGCGCAAGAUCUCAGUGAAAAGGAGCUACUGAAGAUGGAAGUGGAACAGCUAAAGAAAGAAGUGAAGAACACAAGAGUUCCGAUUUCCAAGACAGGAAAAGAUAUCAAGGAUUAUGUGGAGGCCCAGGCAGGGAACGACCCUCUUCUCAAAGGCGUCCCUGAGGACAAGAAUCCCUUCAGGGAGAAAGGCUCCUGCGCGAUAAGCUGAUGGCUCUGGGCACCUCCCCCUGCGUGUCUGUCCCUCCUCAGCCAGGACCCAAGUGUUCUGGGAACCCAGAAAACUAGUGAUUGUUCACCUUCUCUUGUCACAGACUCAGUAAAGAUACUUGAAUGAA